UAUCUGUUGAAAGGAUCUCCCUGUGUGAAUAUUUAUCGACGAAUUCCUCUUUCCUGAGAUUUGCUUCACUGCAUAUAUUGAAAGAAGAAUGAUUCUCCUCACUGCUCAGUUUCUUCUGUUUAUAAUAUACGCCCAGGCUUACGAAAAUUUAGCUCUACGAAAACCUGCCUGGCAAGCGCACAAUUGGCCUGAUGAAGGAUAUGACAAAGCAUGGGGAGCAAGCAAAGCAGUGGAUGGACAUUAUUCAGAUCGCUCAGCACCAGGGAACCACUGUACAAUAUCAGAAGGAAUGCCAACAGCUACACUGAGAGUAGACCUUGGGAGAGUGUCCAGCAUCAAUCACGUCAACAUCUACUACAGAACUGAUAAUGCUCCGAGUCCUGGUGCUUACUUCGAUCGAUUUGCUGGGUUUUUCCUUUAUGUGUCAAAUUACACACAAAAAGAACGUGGCAAGCUUUGCUUCCAUGAAAUACAAAAUGUGAAUGGAACACCUUUAGAGAACAAAACAAUAAACUGCCUUGUUCAUGGACGUUAUGUCAUAUAUUACAACGAGAGGAAGUGGAAUGUUACCUACCCUAAAUACUAUUCUAAAAAAGCAUUCAACGAAGUGUGUGAAUUGCAAGUUUUUGGAUGCAAUGAUUCAAGAAAGUACGGAGUGAAUUGUGAUCAAGAGUGUUCAAAAAGGUGUCAGGAGGAAAGGUGUUACACAACAGGAGACUGCCUGAGCUGUAUACCGGGGUAUCUAGGCCAUCAAUGCAAUAGGCCAUGUGAUGAUCAAACGUACGGUCUGGGGUGUUCCUUAUCGUGUGGUAACUGUAGUAAAGGAGAAACCUGUCAUCAUGUCAACGGCACGUGUAUGACUGGUUGUAAUGAAGGAGCAAAGGGACAAAAGUGUAAAAUACCGUGCAAUCCUGGUUAUUAUGGUAAAGAUUGUGUACAAAAAUGCAAUGUUAACUGUGGAGUGUCCAGACGAUGUGACAGGUUUACUGGGGAGUGUGAGGGAGGGUGUCAGCCUGGAUGGAGGGGAACUCUGUGUGACAAACCCCCCUCCCCCUGA
Messenger RNA from Saccostrea echinata, 1057 nucleotides. Its product is annotated as teneurin-4-like. NCBI's taxonomy places the organism in Eukaryota, Metazoa, Mollusca, Bivalvia, Ostreida, Ostreidae. The record is from RefSeq and is a predicted model, not a curated record. Gene Ontology annotation, molecular function: scavenger receptor activity. The transcript has 8 exons. Bases 89 to 1057 code for a protein of 322 amino acids.